AUGAACCUCUCAGCUGAUAUUUGGGUAUUUUUUAGCUCUCCUUUCGUGUGCUUUGUUAUAGGUACGUCGGCACAGCACGUGUUGUUCUCAAUGCAACAUCCGUGGUUAGCCAAUCCGUUAACCUUUUCAUUUGUGCACGCAAAAUGCACAUUGGAGGGGCGAAGGGCAUUGUGGCAGGAUCUACUGGACGAUAAACCUGGCUCUCAUGGAAGGUGUGUAUGUGGGGACUUUAAUGUCAUAGCGGACCCUAAUGAGAAGCAAGGAGGCCGUCCGUUUUCGAGUUCUGAGGGUGUGGAGCUAUUGGCUUUUAUGGAGGGGGCGGAAGUAUUUGAUGCGGGCUUUUCUGGAUCAAGAUUUACUUGGUGUAACAAUCGGCAGGAGCGAGCAAGAAUCUGGAAGCGGUUAGACAGGGUGCUCAUCAAUGGUGCUUUCACGGAAAGCGCUCCAUCCCUGGCUGUGACCCAUUUGGCCCGUCAUCCUUCAGAUCAUGCGCCAGUUUUGAUAUCACUAACCUCGCGCAUGGACAACAAACCUAGGGCGUUUAGGUUCUUAAAUCUGGGGACGUCUCAUCCUGGGCUUCUGGAUGUUGUUAAAGAGGCCUGGCAGGUAGAAUGUCCUGGCUCCCCUCUUAGGGCCCUAUGUUCAAAACUACUGCGUACCAGGCAGGCCAUACAAGAAUGGAAUAAGGGCGUAUUCGGGAAUGUGUUCGAGGCUGUUCGGAGGGCAGAGGCAUUGGUCUUAGCCGUGGAAUCAUGUACAGAGAGUGAUGGCUCGGUGGAGGCUCAGGUAGAGCUCAAUAAAGCCCAGGCCGAGCAACGACAUGCACUCUUGAACGAGGAGAAGUUUUGGGGCCAAAAAGCUAAAGUUAAAUGGCUACGUUAUGGUGAUCGCAAUUCUAGAUACUUCCACGCCACGGUUCAACAACGAAAGGUGCAAAGUGAGAUUCAUAGAAUUAAGGAUGCAAAUGGUGUGUGGGUGGACGAUGAUGAGGGCAUAGCGGAGAUGGCUGUGCAAUAUUUCUCAGAUUUGUUCUCGGAUGCCAGGGGGUCACCUAAUGGUUGGGAUCACCUGAUUCCGAAGUUGGUCACGCAGGCAGAAAAGGUGACUCUGGAGGCAUGUCCUACUCCCGAGGAGGUGAAAAAGGUGGUGUUUGAGCUAGAUGGGGAUAGUGCUGCUGGCCCGGAUGGCUUCACAGGUCAGUUCUUUACGUUUGCAUGGGACAUUAUUGCAAAAGAUGUUUAUAAUGCUGUUUUAAGCUUUUUCUGCGGGGCAGAGCUGCCUCAAUUUCUGACAUCUACCUCCAUCAUGUUAAUUCCUAAAGUGCCAAGCCCUCAGGAUUUUUCGAAAUACAGGCCAAUUAGUUUGUGUAAUUUUUUCAAUAAGGUAUUGUCUAGAAUACUAGCAGAUAGACUAGCACGCAUCUUGCCCAAGAUAUUAUCUCCGCAGCAAACAGGGUUUGUUAAAGGUAGGAACAUUACUGAGAACUACCUGUUGGCCCAGGAGCUUAUGUCGGGGAUUAGGAACAAGACCGGGGGGGGAACGUAG
Coffea eugenioides is the source of this 1545-nucleotide messenger RNA. RefSeq lists its product as uncharacterized. The record is from RefSeq and is a predicted model, not a curated record. Bases 1 to 1545 code for a protein of 514 amino acids. NCBI's taxonomy places the organism in Eukaryota, Viridiplantae, Streptophyta, Magnoliopsida, Gentianales, Rubiaceae. The transcript has a single exon.